Grus americana (Whooping crane) is the source of this 8228-nucleotide messenger RNA. RefSeq names its product neurotrophic receptor tyrosine kinase 2 (gene NTRK2). Gene Ontology annotation, cellular component: signaling receptor complex; axon; plasma membrane. The transcript is spliced from 17 exons. The coding region runs from base 593 to 3049 and encodes 818 amino acids. Gene Ontology annotation, molecular function: brain-derived neurotrophic factor receptor activity; ATP binding; brain-derived neurotrophic factor binding. The record is from RefSeq and is a predicted model, not a curated record. Gene Ontology annotation, biological process: trans-synaptic signaling by neuropeptide, modulating synaptic transmission; regulation of phosphatidylinositol 3-kinase/protein kinase B signal transduction; protein phosphorylation. Lineage: Eukaryota; Metazoa; Chordata; Aves; Gruiformes; Gruidae.
UCUGCGUCAGCCCCACGUCACUUUGCCGGCAGCUCCCCGGCUUAGGCUGGAGCAGGAGCCGGGGCUGCUUUAUUAUCAGCUGGAGGGAGGAGGAGACGGUGCGUAAAGCGGCAAGCACGGCGCCCCGAGCCCUGCCGCCGCUGCCGCGGGCUGAGCCUCCCUCCCCGCCCGCCCUACCUCUGGCGGGCAGCGGCAGCCCGAGCCCCCGCAGGUAGGAGCGCAGCCUCCGCCACCUGCCCCCGCCGCUCCGCGCGUUUUGCAGCAUCAUCGGGAGCCGCCGCGGGGGCAGGCGGCGCCGCUGUCCGCCCGCCCGCGGGGCCAGGGGCAGGUGCCGCGCCGUGCCGGCGGCCCCGCUCGCCCCUCUCCGCCCCAGCGCUCGGCUCCUGCUCCUGCUCCCGCCGCCCCGCGGAGCCCCGGGCGGGCAGCGCCGCGGGUCGGCUGCGGCUGCGGCGCGGCGCGCCCAUGUGAGUCCCGGCUGCGGGGUGCCCGCCCGCGGCGCGGAAGGCUGCUCACCCUCCGGGCGUGCGCCCCGGCAGCGGCGGCGGGAGUAGCAGGAGGCCGUCGGAGCAGCUCUGGAGUAAGCGCGGGCGGCAUGGUGUCCUGGCGGCGGAGGCCGGGGCCCGGCCUGGCGCGGCUGUGGGGCUUGUGCUGCCUGGUGCUGGGCUGCUGGCGGGGCGCGCUGGGCUGCCCCGAGUCCUGCCGCUGCAGCUCCUGGCGGAUUUGGUGCGCGGAGCCGGCGCCGGGCAUCGCCUCCUUCCCCGUGCCGCAGUGGAGCACCGAGGACGACAAUGUCACCGAGAUUUACAUCGCAAACCAGCGAAAAUUAGAAAGUAUCAAUGACAAUGAAGUUGGAUUUUAUGUUGGACUUAGAAAUCUGACUGUGGUGGAUUCAGGCUUAAGAUUUGUGUCCCAUCAGGCAUUUGAGAAAAAUGUCAACCUACAGUACAUCAAUUUAUCCAGAAACAAGCUCUCAAGUUUGUCCAAGAAGCCUUUUAGCCAUCUGGGUUUGUCUGAUCUGAUAUUGGGGGACAAUCCAUUUAAGUGUUCCUGUGAAAUUAUGUGGAUCAAGAAAUUUCAAGAGACCAAGUUUUACACAGAAACUCAGGAUUUAUAUUGCAUAGAUGACAACAACAAGAGGACAGCCUUGCUGGAUAUGAAGAUCCCAAACUGCGACUUGCCCUCAGCGAACUUAAGCAAUUACAACAUCACCGUGGUGGAAGGAAAGAGUGUUACAUUGUACUGUGAUACCACUGGCGGGCCACCCCCUAAUGUGUCCUGGGUGCUCACUAAUCUUGUUUCAAACCAUGAGAGUGACACAAGUAAGAACCCUGCCUCGCUCACCAUAAAGAACGUUUCAUCCAUGGACAGUGGACUGUGGAUUUCCUGCGUAGCAGAGAACAUUGUGGGAGAGGACCAAGCCUCUGCCGAGCUCACGGUAUUAUUUGCACCAAAUAUCACAUUUAUUGAAUCUCCAACCCCGGACCACCACUGGUGUAUUCCAUUCACUGUGAAAGGGAACCCUAAGCCCACAUUGCAGUGGUUCUAUGAAGGCGCUAUACUGAAUGAGUCCGAAUACAUCUGUACUAAAAUACAUGUUAUCAAUCAAAGUGAAUACCAUGGCUGCCUUCAGCUGGACAAUCCUACCCACCUGAAUAAUGGUGCUUAUACCUUACUGGCAAAGAACGAGUAUGGAGAGGAUGAAAAAAGGGUUGAUGCUCAUUUUAUGUCAGUGCCUGGAGAUGGUAGUGGCCCAAUUGUGGAUCCAGACGUUUAUGAGUAUGAAACCACACCUAAUGAUCUUGGAGACACCACAAAUAACAGUAAUCAAAUCACUUCUACGGAUGUUUCCAACAAGGAGAAUGAAGAUAGCAUCACUGUGUAUGUUGUGGUGGGAAUUGCAGCACUGGUGUGCACUGGUUUAGUCAUAAUGCUCGUUAUUCUGAAGUUUGGAAGACACUCUAAGUUUGGGAUGAAAGGUCCUUCUUCAGUUAUCAGCAAUGACGAUGAUUCAGCCAGUCCCCUCCACCACAUCUCAAAUGGCAGUAACACUCCGUCUUCUUCUGAGGGGGGUCCUGACACAGUCAUCAUUGGGAUGACGAAGAUUCCUGUCAUUGAAAAUCCCCAGUAUUUCGGAAUUACUAACAAUCAGCUCAAGACAGACACCUUUGUGCAGCACAUCAAGCGCCACAAUAUUGUUCUUAAAAGAGAACUGGGAGAAGGAGCCUUUGGGAAAGUCUUUCUUGCAGAAUGCUAUAACCUCUCUCCUGAGCAGGACAAGAUCCUGGUGGCAGUGAAGACACUGAAGGAUGCCAGUGACAACGCUCGCAAGGACUUCCACCGCGAGGCAGAGCUGCUGACCAACCUGCAACACGAGCACAUCGUCAAGUUCUACGGUGUCUGUGUUGAGGGUGAUCCACUCAUCAUGGUCUUUGAGUAUAUGAAGCACGGAGAUCUUAACAAAUUCCUCAGGUCACAUGGACCAGAUGCAGUACUGAUGGCAGAAGCCAACCGUCCUGCUGAGCUGACCCAAUCCCAGAUGCUUUACAUUGCCCAGCAGAUUGCAUCUGGUAUGGUUUACCUGGCGUCACAGCACUUCGUGCAUCGGGAUCUUGCUACCCGGAAUUGCCUGGUUGGUGAGAACCUACUGGUGAAGAUUGGGGAUUUUGGGAUGUCUAGAGAUGUGUACAGCACGGACUACUAUAGGGUUGGGGGUCACACCAUGCUGCCCAUUCGUUGGAUGCCUCCAGAGAGUAUCAUGUACAGGAAGUUCACCACAGAAAGCGAUGUCUGGAGCCUGGGGGUUGUAUUGUGGGAAAUCUUUACCUAUGGCAAACAGCCAUGGUAUCAGCUCUCAAACAAUGAGGUGAUUGAGUGCAUCACUCAGGGCCGAGUCCUGCAGCGACCUCGCACAUGCCCCAAGGAAGUGUAUGACUUGAUGCUGGGCUGUUGGCAACGGGAGCCUCACAUGAGGCUCAACAUCAAAGAUAUCUAUUCCCUCCUCCAGAACUUGGCCAAGGCAUCUCCAGUCUACUUGGAUAUUUUAGGCUAAAGUCUCCUAGCAUUUCUUCUUAUGGGCUGUGGGAAUGAAUGUGUUCAACUGCCGCUGAACUCCAUUAAAAUGUAUUCUUAACUUUGACAGUAUUAAUGACAGAGUUGCGGAGAAGCUUUCAAAGGGCAAGCAAUGUGCACUUCUCCAUCUGUAGACACAGUAUUGACUUUUUAGACAUUACUGAGACGUAUCUUCUCUCUCUCUCUCUUUCAGUUUCUAUCAUUUUUUUCUUCUCUCCUGUCUUUCUAAUCAAUUUGGCUUCUGCAUCAUUGUAACUCUGCAUAGACAAAGGCCUUAAAAAUCUGAUGUGUUAUAUCAGCAGACUCUUCAGUUUGCCCACCACAACUAACAAUGCCUUGUUGUAUUCAUGCCUUUGAUGUGGAUGAAAAAAAGGGAAAAAUAUAUUUGACUCGAACUUUGUGAUUUCACUGUACAGCUACGGGGAGUUUCUAUGGAUUCACCUCAAUUUUUUUGCUUCGGCAUGUGGGUGGAAAAAGAAGACUGGUGUUCUCUAUAUGAAGCAUAUUCCUUGUGGAGAUAAAGCCAGAUGGAAAGAAGACAGUCUUGUGUGAUACACUAUCUGGAGGAACUAGGGGAUCAGAUGGCAUCCAACCCCACAAAAGAAAAAAAAAAACUGAAAUGAUUUGAUGGAAGGCAAGAGGGAGUAUAGCACUUUCCCUGAAGAGUCUUUCUGAGGACUAAAGGGAUUGUUCAAGGAGGUGCUUUGCCAGCACCUUUCAUUGCCAGAUACAAGUAAAAGGGAAGAAGAUGCUGCCUGCACUGCACACAAUUACGUUACAGUAUGAUAAACUAAACACAUGCCCUUAUUUUGUCUUCUGGAAGGAUGUUGUCAUGCCACUGGUAUAAAAAUGUUCUCCAGCUAGUCUUUUUAUUAAAGGCUGAAGCUAGGCUUAUUAAUGUACAGUAUUAAUUUCAGGAUCACAUGUUGAAUCUAAGGAUUUUGAUAAGAUAGGACAAGCUAUAGAUGCUGGGGCAGGUGUAUCCUAUACUGUGCUUGUCCAGCAGCGUAUUCCUUCCUUCCUCAAUCCUUUUUCUUUUUUUUUAACCGUGCAAGCAAAACUGUGCAUGGUCUUUGUCGGUUAAUGCCCUUUGUGCAGAAACUAUCACUCAUCUUGUAGUACACCGUAGUAGGCAUAGCGAACUCAUAACAAUGUAACUUAUAUUUCAUUAGAAGGGGCUAAUGGCGGACAUUAGCCAUGUUAAAAUGUCUUUACAAUGUUAUACAAUAGGCUGACAUAACAUGAAUAAUCUAAAGCACGGAGAUCACUGGUUAUGUUUGAGCCAUGGCAGGGGAUAGAGAUCUCUAGAGAAAAUUAAUUACUCUGAGGUUAUGGCUUAGUAUUCAGAGUACAAAAAGCCUGAGCUCAGCACCAUGUUUGGUGCUAGUGCUGUCAUUACUAACAUCCACACUUUCUUAAAUAAUUUAUUUUUAGUUGGAUAGGCAUUGUAUGUGUACUACAUCUGCAUGGCCACUGUGUUGAUGACAGCUGCAUGAGGAUACCUGUUAUUUUUCAAACCAGAAGUGACGAUUUCAAAUUUAGAGUUAGGUUUAUUUUUAAUAUGAAUUCUUACAAAUGAAAACCUACCUUACUUGUUCCUCAAGACUUUUGCCUCCCUCUGUGAGGGGGCGUUACUGCAAAAAAGUGAUUUUUCUUUCCAUUUUCUCUUUUUGUUAUUUCUUAUUGAUAUGAGCCAGAUCAAAAUAGGCCUUCAUCUUUGUGUUGGGGAUAUUUUAUUUAAUAAAUUAAGCAUUUUAUUUUUGUAAGUGUUCCCAUAGCACAUUUAAUAUAUAAUUUGCUCGCAUAUAUUAUUUAUUGAGGCACUUUAGGUUUUUCCUUCAGAAGCUUUUAGAGCUAGCUCAUAAAGAUUCUGAACAUUUUCAAAAGAAAACAGUUCACUGGACAGUGAUGAAAUUUUACCCUUCUCAAUGUCAUUGAAAAGGCAGCAUUACAAAUAAACAUGACAGUGUAACUAUAAAGCCAUACUCAGUAUUUCUUUAAUAAACUAGAUGUUAUUUCUUAACCACUACUGAACUGGAAACACACAAAAAGCCAGAGGAAGAUUCCUACAAAAUGGGCCUUAAGAUUUUAUCUAGACUGUCUUGGAGGUUCACACAGAAAGCUAGAUAAAGACUAAGCAUCCGGUGAAACCCAUUCUCUUGAGAAUCUGAAUGUUGUGUUUUAAAGGAAAUUGAAAUUGAUUUUCAAAAUAACAGUGGUGGGAAAGAAAGGCGUCAGAGUCCUCUCUUACUGUGCAGUGGGAGGAGGCUGCAUGUGGUGGAGGGGGUGCUAAGUUUCUACCUGCUGUAUUCUGUCUUAGUUUCUUAUGAGCUGAAGAAAAAGGCAUCUGAGAUGCUUCUUCUAUUGGAAAGCAGGCUCCAGCCUGAAAGCAAAAAGGUGGGUUUUGCAAGCACUGAAAGAAUGUAUACCAAAAAGAACCACAAAACCCUGAAAAUGUACUUAGUGGCAUCUUCUUUUUGAUUUACUCGUGAGACUAUUAGAGUCAUUUCAGAGAAUAAAUAGUGUUACAAUGCAUUGUGCAAUAACAUAGCAGUAUGUUAAACUUCUAAAGGACCAAAUGUUCUACAGAGCCACUGAUAUGGAUAACCUUGACCUAUAUCAUUAAUGUUCUUGAUAGUGCAUAAAAUGUAUAAUCACAGUAGACAAGCUAUAACCUGUAGCUAUACAUAGUUUGUGUUUGUUCAUGAAAAGGUGGGUAAGAGUAGCAGAAUGAGCAGAGAAGAGGAAGAAAUGUGUUCAAAUUACAAUGAAGGGUGAGUAUAUGUGCAUAUUCAUCAUGCUUGCACUGUCAGCUAAAUGGUGUACACUGAGUAAAUAUGACAAUCAGGCUCAUUUAAAAAGUCGUUCUGGACUGUGCUAUGAACUGAUCAUAUAUAUAAUAUAUAUUAUAUAUGUGUGUUUGCAUAUGGCAUAUAUAUAUACACACACAUAGCAUAUACAUGUAUGCCUAUGUCUGUUGUAUUUUAUUUAUAUAUGUGCAGACAUGCAUGCACAUUAUGUAUGGGCUGUGUGUAUAUGUAUAAAUUUACAUACACCUACGUUAUUACAAAUGAUGAUUAGAGUGCUAUUAAUAAAUUGAUAAAGUCUGCUGAGUAACCAAAAUUUUUUUUUCUUUUGAUAUUUCUUUUUCUAUGUUUGUAAGAUUCAACUUUUUAACUGGUGUGCAGCAGAGGCAGUGCUAGAAUGCCAGAGAUAUAACAACAAGCACUAUUUUCCCCCAGAUGAUUGCAUAAAAACAUUUCUUCCAUUCCCAUCUCACUUGUUGAUUUCUCACAAUGAAAUGAACAGACAAGCUUCCAAGCUCAGAAAACAGUUUGUUUUACUGUCAUUUCUGGGUUUGUGCUAUUGUUUUAUUGUCCUAGAAUAACAGUGCAGCUCCAUUCGCAUUUUAUACUCGUCUGCAGUAACAAAAUAAUUCCAGGAAGGAGCUGGACUAUUCAGACUGCAACACAACUUGUCGGACAAUGCAAACGUCAAAAUUCAGCAGUAAUAACAGCAGCACUCGCCACACUAGGUCCUUCACUCUCAAUAGAUCUGCAGAACUUGGAGCUGGCCGUGGAGAACAGAUACUUGUAAAGCAACAGCACCCCAUGAUGCAUGAUGGACUGUGCCCUUUUUAGAAGGACUUCAUUCAUUUUGAUUUGUAACACAAUAUAUAUUGUCUACAGUUUAAUAAGUAACUGCCUAUUUUUCUCUUUUUCUUUCUUUUUCAUCCUUUCUUGCUAUUUCUUUGUCACUUUCCUUCUUUCUCUUUUCCUUUCUUUCCUUUUCUCCUUUCCUUCUACUUUCCUCUUCCUUUUUCUCUUUCCCUCUCUUUCUCUCUCUGUACCCCUUUCCCCACCUGUGUGAGAGAUUGUUUUUGUUGUGGUUGAUGUAGACUUUUAUGAAAAAACACUUUAAAAAGAAAUUAAAUAACCCAAUAAAAUGAUUAGGUCACUGGAUGACUAAGGUACAGUGCACAUGUGUUAGAACAAGUCUGUGUCUGGGUUGUUGCAGCCUGUAACUGAAUUUCAAAUACUGCUGUAAAAUGUGAGAGAGGGGGGUGGGGAGGGGCUGGGGAACAGAUCGGGGUUUCUAAUCAAAGAUGAAGGUUUUGAUAGCACAGGAAGUUGUAUUUUCUUGUUGUGGUGGCUGGGAUGAACCACUGCUGCUUUGAAUCAAGAAGUCCUUUACAGCCUUAGUUAAAAUACCUGUAUUUGGGUGGGGGGAUAGGCUACAUUAAUCACAAAUAUGAAGCAAAAAAAAAAAAAAAGUCUACAUGUUGCAGGGAAAACACUGUGAAUUUCACAAUAGCAACCAAGUGACUAUUUUGCCAUCUUUUAAACAUAUGUCUCAGGAGAAGAAAUGGGAGACGAUGGGUGUGUUAUUUUACUGUCUAUGCAUUUUAGACCAGGUCUGUGGGGGGUUUUUUUGUUUGCUUGUAGAAGGUUCUGAGUGAUUUUAUAAACACUGAAUACUUUGGGCAAGGAUAAUAGAAGCUGCUAGUAGUGAGGCCGUUUGAUUGGAAUAUGUGAGAAAACAAAGGUCAAAUCAAAUCUUUCCGGAGGCCUAUAUCUUGCAGCUUAUAUGUAUCUUUCUGUAACUUAAAGAAAAGCAGCUAAGAAUGUUUUAUAUACAGUAAUUUAAUUCAACAUUGAUGUUUGAUUGCAUCACCAAUAGAGAGAGAAUCAAUUAAUUAUGAAAUAUUUGUCCCGGCCCUGCUCUCCACCUAUAUUUUAUGUAUGUAUAUAUUUCUAGAUAUCCCUCUCUUUGUCAGUUAAGAUAAAGAGGAAGAUAUCUACAUAUAAAUAUAAAUCUCUAUAUUGUCACCAAACUGUGACCUGGUGUGUAGAGCUAUCUUUCUCCUUUCUUUUUUCUUUUUCUUUUUUUUUUUUUUAAUGUGAUGUCUCCGUGGAAAUAUUUAGUGGUUCUUGUUUUGCAGUUUGUUAUAACAAGUCAUUGCUUUAAAACUUUCAUUGCAUCUUGGCUGAUUUCAAAGUGACGCCUAGGUAUCAGUGUUAAAGUUUUGUUUGUGAAUCAUGUGACCAGCUUCUCUCAACAUGACAUGGAAAGUCUCUUGUAUUACAGUGUAUUUAAUAAAAAUGAUGUCUUACAAUAAACAAUGUCAUCCAUAAGAAAGAUAAAAUGAUUACUUUAAA